Messenger RNA from Dendrobium catenatum, 776 nucleotides. Its product is annotated as mannose-specific lectin-like. Bases 70 to 600 code for a protein of 176 amino acids. The record is from RefSeq and is a predicted model, not a curated record. The transcript has a single exon. Lineage: Eukaryota; Viridiplantae; Streptophyta; Magnoliopsida; Asparagales; Orchidaceae.
UCUCCACUAUAAAAAGAAUCCCACCCAACCCAUUAAAACCAAGCAAGCAAACUCUCUACUUAAUUAACCAUGGCUUUCUUCUCCAUGAUCAAGAUCCUUCUCCUCUGCGUCGCAUCCCUCUCAGCACUCCUUCUCGCCACCCCUGUCUCAGGCCAGAGCCCCAGCUACUUGCUCAGCGGUAACCGCAUCGAUGCAGGACGUUUCAUUAAAGAUAAUUUAUACUAUUUUACCAUCCAAUAUGAUUGCAACCUCGUCCUCCUGUAUGUUCGUAAUAUCUUAUGGUCUUCGGGCACCGAUAAUAAAGGUUCUGGCUGCUACGUCUCCCUUGAGAGUAACGGCAACCUCAUUAUCUAUGACAAUCAAGAUCAGGUCGUAUGGGAGAGCGGAACUAACGGAGCAGAAGGAAGAUAUAUCCUCAUACUACUCAGGUCCGGUAAUUCCGCUCAUGUUGAAUUGUUUGGCCCAAGCAUUUGGGAUACUCAGCCGGCCGGCAAAGUUGUCGUCGCCACAGCACUUAAUGGGACAAUGGGGGUUUCACGCAAAGAGCAGAACAAGGCGAGGAAAAUGGGGAAAAUUAUGGAGGUUAUGAGUGAUGAAUAGUCUGGGUUAUUUAUUUUAUGUUUAUUAAUGAAUAAUGAAUAAGACAAGCAAGCAUACAUGCAUGCAUGUGAAUGCUGGAUGAAUGGGUUUAUUAUUAUCUAAAACAUGUUUCUAAUUUCCUUGCUCUGUGUGUGUUCUUAUCGUUGAAAUAAAAUGGCAGAUUUUGAUAUUAGUGA